GUGGGAAUCAGUAAGAGAGCAAGAAGUGUGGGCACAUGCACUCAUUCUUUUAACCGAAGAAAGUUGCAGUUCGCGAUGGCUUUUUAUCUGUGAACUUUUUGUGGCGGAUAGCUAGCGCUCCAAAGGGAGUCUACAGUUCACGGAUUGCAAGCUGAGACGGAGAUCACGCUUAAGAAAAUGUAUUUUUUUCCACUGAAAAUGAUGCGAAAAAAUGUUAAAUAUAUUGUUGCAUCUGGGAUUUUGGCAUUAGGAAUACUUGCUUACCUGGAUUUCAUAUCUCUGGAUAUCUGGCAUCAAAAACACGAUGUUGGAAGGUAUCCACCAGGUGGGGUCUUUGUGGGCGAAUCUAUAAGAAGAGAAGAUGGCAAUCUGAAAAUACCCCAGCAACGCAGAGCUGUUCCGGUUGAAAAUGGUUUUGAAUUCAAGAACAAUGUACCUCCAUGGAAACCUGAGUUUAUAGGUCAAGCUAAUCUGCAUAUUUUUGAAGAUUGGUGUGGGAGUUCCAUUGACCAACUUUGUAGAAACCUCCAUUUUCCAUUAUACCCACAUACACGGACAACUAUAAAAAAACUGGCAGUGGCACCUAGCUGGACAAACUAUGGUCUUAGAAUAUUUGGAUACAUCCAUCCCUUUGCCACUGGUAUCUUUCAGUUUGCAGUGGCUUCUGAUGAUAAUUCUGAAUUUUGGCUGAGUAAAGAUACGGACCCUGAACAUCUUCAGCUGCUUGCUUCUGUUGGGAAGUCAGGCAAAGAGUGGACUGCUCCUGGGGAAUUUGGAAAAUAUCACAGUCAGGUUUCUCAACCUGUGCAUCUGUCUUCUGACAAUCGGUACUAUUUUGAAGUGCUUCAUAAACAGGAUCACAAAGGCACAGACCAUGUGGAAGUUGGGUGGAGACUGAACCAGCCUGGCCUGUUGUUUACUCUAAUCGAGCCCCAGUAUAUUUCCCUGUUUGCAAAUGAGUCUUUGUUAAAGAUGAAUGACAUCGACCAUAUACCAUUAUCGAAGGCCAGCUAUCGAAUAAACUGCACAAACCCAUUAGGCACCAGUCACAGUUCAGAAAUGCUCAGGACUGACCCCAGGGAUGAAUUUUUUACAUUUCCUUUGAUUGAAGAGCAAUAUUUACAUCAGAUUUUACCAGACUGCAUCUACAACCCAAGCUAUGUCAUCAAAGAUUUUCCUCUUAAUCGCUAUCAAGGGUUACGUUUUGUACAUUUGUCCCUCAUUUAUCCCAAUGACUUCACAAGACUUACACACAUGGAGUCAGAAAACAGGUGUUUCUAUCGUGAGACUCCAUAUAUUCUAAACAGGUUUGGGUUUUACAGAUUCAUGAAGAUGGAUACUCCAGUUGAGCGUGCAGUUAUUUCUGUUCAGGAAGGAGAAAGUUUUGAACUAGUAGAUAAUGUUAAGCACCAUAAUUCAAAGGAAUAUAUUUUUCAGUAUGAAGAUCCAAAUAUUGGACACAGAGAGCUUCCUGAAGAGGAAAGACAAAUGGAACAUAGUCCCAAAGACUAUGGUGAUGAUUACGAUGAUUAUAAUUUUAAAAGACGAAGGAAGAUGCUCUCUGCAAAGACCACCCCCAGAUCACCCAUGCAGACAAGAUCUGUUGCCAAGAGAAGAAAAAGAAGGAAAGAAAGCCAGAUUUACUUGCAACAAGUAAACGGAUUUGAAAAGCAAAAUCAAGAAAUGAAAAUAGAUAAAAGAAGAGAGGCACCAUUUAUUAAUCAGGCAAACACUAUGCAGCUAGCAAAUCUCAGCCAGCCUUUAAUGCAGAUCAAGAUAAGAACUCUUAGGCCAAGGGUGAAGCAUAUCAGAAACAAAGAGAUAAAUGAGGAGGUGCAGAAUUUUCAUCAAGUGUUAGCUGUCGUACCUCCACAUCAAAAAUCUCUUCCCACAAAAACAAAAGAGGAGAAAGAGAAUAAUGCAGCUCUUGAAAAAAGGGUCUUUUUGGUGCAAGAAAACAUAAAGGAUCCAAAAUUGUCAAAUCACAGCCAGCAAGAAAUGUAUAACACCCAAAAUAGAAUGAACAUUAAAAAUCAAGAAUAUGAAAUGUGGCAAAAAGAGAGUAUGGAAAUGGGAAGGAAUCUGGAAGAUCAGGAUUUAUGGAGAGAGAAGUCAUUUAGUAUCUCCCCUUAUGGUAGUAACACAGAGGGUUAUUCUGAUGACCUAGAAGAAGACAGACUUUUUUUCAACCCUGCUAUUCAUGACCAGGAAGUAAACUGGGAACAAACAUUCAGUGUCGAUAACGUUGAUUUCCAUUCCUUGCGAUCAGAUGAUAUUGACCUUACAUGUAAUGUAUCUGGAAAUCUUCUCCUUAAAGAGUCUGAAGCACUGGAGGUUGUUGAGAUAUUCAUGAAGAAGUUCAAAGAAAAAAACAAAGGGAAGUUUGAACUGAGGAAGGUGGUUAAUGUGGAGAAGCGUGUUGAUGAAAUUCAAGGAAGCAGAUAUCUUUUGGAGCUUGAACUCCUGGAAGAUGGGAAACGGACUGUGAGAUUGUCACAGUACAUUUAUUCUCUUAACCAUAAUAUAUACAAUAUGGAUGUAAAAUACAAGAGGAAAUCCAAGCAUAAUAAAAAGUUGCUUUUGUGCAAUCCUGUGGGUUUGUCCUGGAAACGUGACACUAUGGUCCAUUUCAUUGUACCAGUUAAAAAUCAGGCUCGCUGGGUCCAGAAGUUCAUAGCUGACAUGGAGGAACUGUAUGAAAUCACUCGAGAUGGAAACUUUAAUGUCAUCAUUACUGACUACAGUAGCACAGAUAUGGAUGUUGAAAAAGCCUUAAAACAAGCGUCUUUACCAAGAUUUCAGUAUUUGAAACUGAAGGGAAACUUUGAGCGUGCUGCUGGGCUGCAAGCUGGAAUCGACCUCAUUCAGGACAACCACAGUAUUAUAUUUCUUUGUGACUUGCACAUUUACUUUCCCCCAAUGAUCAUCGACAGCAUUCGCAAACACUGCAUAGAGGGAAGAAUGGCUUUUGCACCAAUUGUUAUGCGUCUGAACUGUGGUGCCUCUCCUGAUCAACCAGAUGGUUACUGGGAAGUGAAUGGUUUUGGUUUACUGGGCAUCUUUAAGUCUGAUCUUGCAAAUGCUGGUGGGAUGAACACACUGGAAUAUCAUGAGUCAUGGGGAGGAGAAGACUGGGAACUUUUGGACAGGAUUUUACAGGCUGGACUAGAGGUUGAAAGGAUACAUCUGAGACAUUUUUAUCACCACUACCACUCCAAGCGAGGAAUGUGGAACAGACGCAUAUACAGAGCUAUGCAUAGAAGUAACGUUUGAGAUUUAUGAACUGAAGUAACGGUACAGCCAACUCCAUUGGUCUGUUGGACUCACUGGCACACUUUGCAAUUACACUUGAGCGAACUGGAAUUAUGGGUCUGAGGUACAGAGGCAGGCCUUUGUCUAAUGCUCAUGGUCUAUUAAAUUAAUAAGGUUACUUUUAAUUUAUAAAAAUUAUAAUAUGUAGGAAGUGGUUUUUUUUUUGCUUUUCAUAUGGGCAUUCUUGUUUUAGAGACAGCAAUUUAAUUUAGUCAUUUGUUUUUUUUUUUCCAUUUUGUAACAUACAUGAGGGAGAAUAUUUAAUAUGAAUGGUGUGUGGGAAGUGCUGCUUAUAUGUCUAUACAGGUUGCAUGUAUAUAUGCAUUUAAAAUACAUUCAUUUUCUUGUAUACAUGCAUAUGUGUAUAUCAUUUUGUAUGCAUAUCUAAAUAUGCAUGUAAAUUGUAUGCACAUUAGUGUGUAUGUUCAUACUCUACUAAAUGACACUGCAUUUUUGUUACUAUUAGAAAAUAAGGGUUAUUUUCUUCCUAAGAAGUAAGUUGAUUUUUUUUGUUUUUUCUACCAAGUACUGUAUAUGCUAAAGACAUUGAGUUGUUUUAAUUGAUCUGCCUUGACUCGGAGUACACUUUUCAGCAUAUCAUGUAGAAUAGAUGUUAAUGUCUAAUUUACAUGGAACAAUAAAGGGAACAGUUAGAUUGCAGAGUCAUUGUAAAGAGAAAGUAUGGGAUGUGAGCUUUUUCAUAUUACUGUAUAUUACAGAGUAUAUAUAUACACUUUCACAAUGAGGUGUAAAACAUAAUCUUUGAUGGCAUUUCUGGAUCUUAGUAAAAUGCGGCCUUGUAGAGUUGAGUCCAGUAGAGUACAGACAUGGCUCUCAGUUUAGCUUCUGGGUUGUAUCAGGGUAUUUCGUCUAGACACUGUGAAGAAUCUUUAAAAAUGUUAUGAUUCUAUAUGAUCUAUGGGACAUUUCUUUUGUAUUUCUAGCCCUGGCAAAAUUUUGAAUCCCACAGUAGGUCAUAGUGCAUUUACACCUGUGCAAUUUUUAUAUGAUAUACUUGACGGUUUCAUUGGUUGUGCAUAACAUGAGGGGCAAAAUCUCAGCACUUAAACACUUCUGUUAUGAGUGCCAGUCUACCCGUGUGUGUUAGUUUGCACCUUAAAGUAAAAAAGAAAUAUCAAUCAUCUGCUAUUUCUCAGGGGUUUACUUGACUAUUAAUGCUAAAGCAGACUACUUCUUAAUAAAGGUUUCAGUUUGUGAAGAUUAAUGAAUUUAAGAUUACUGCACUUUAUUGCACUUUUAAUCUUCACCCUUAUAUAUGUAUAUGUGUUAUCUAAGGUGCAGGCUGGCAUGUGUACAUAUUAAAGUCAAUGAAUUCAAAAUUGUGAUUUUUCUGCCAUGUCUGUUUGGGGUGUAACGUUUUUGAUACCACAUUUUCAUAUAAUUAAUUGUCUUGUGAGUUGUAUACUAACAAAACCCAAGGUAUAUUUUUUGUUAACCUUCUUCAAUUUAGGAAAUCUUCUGUAAAGUGACUUCAAAAACGUUUCACUUGACACAGCCACAGCAUAAAUUUUGGAUGUAGAGCAACAUACUCCAUUAAAUUACAGUAACUAAUCUCCCUGUUUAAUUACAAAUAUACAGAAUAGGCUAAUUCCAAUAAAGAAUUCUCUGGUUGGUUGAAGUGGAAAAUGAAAUGUGGGUCUUUCAACAGAUUUUGGUUAUCUAGAUAGCUUCUGUGUAAGCAGUCAUAACGCUGCACUAUGGGAAAACUGGCAUUUUGGGAAAAUUACUGUUCUGUGUGCUGUCUCCUGUCUUCUGAAUUCUACAUUAGUUACAUGAAGUAUGAUGCAAUUGGAAACUGUAGCAAUCAACAACAUCUCUGGAUGUAUUUAUUUUAUACUUUAAUAUGUUACACUACCUCUGGAAACAUAUAUAUUUGUGUUAGUGAAGUAUGUGUACAAUAAAAGCAGUUCAGUUGAUUAUUAUGUACAACUUGAAGUUUGUGCCAAAAAUGGGGCAUUAUUCUUGCCCUGGCCCUUAAGCAUAUAAUUAUAUAUUGUUUAUUUAUAAACUCCUUAGUAUUUAUAUUGUGCUGCUGCUUCUAGCUGGAAUCGGCCAGGACCAAAUAUAUUACAUAAAAUAGUGCAGGUCAGAUUAUGACAUUUAUAAGUAAUAUAGAAAUUUGAUCUGAAUAGCAUAUCCUUUGAAAUGUUGCAUAGCUUAGGGUUCUAACACUUCAAACACAAAUACAUGGUUUAUGCGACUAAUACCUAUCAGAUCACUUUGACCGUUUUGGCACUUCUAUGGAAUUGCAAUCAAUAG
Molecule: messenger RNA, 5592 nt
Organism: Erpetoichthys calabaricus (reedfish)
Lineage: Eukaryota; Metazoa; Chordata; Cladistia; Polypteriformes; Polypteridae
Gene: b4galnt3b
Product: beta-1,4-N-acetyl-galactosaminyl transferase 3b
Exons: 20
Coding region: 178-3273 (1031 amino acids)
Cellular component (GO): Golgi cisterna membrane
Molecular function (GO): acetylgalactosaminyltransferase activity
Source: RefSeq, a predicted model, not a curated record